GGUAGGAGGCAGAGGCCCUGCCAGUCACUGGGGCCUGAGGAGGACAGAGUGUGGAACGGCCACAGGCCCCAGCACGGACCAGCCUCUGAAGUCACAUGGUCCUUUGAGGGCUUGGGAGACUCACACCCUGCACACAGAGCCCACCCACCUCCGGUGCCCAGCUUGACGCUGGACUUUAAUCCAGAUAGUAAGGACAAAGGCCGAGGAGGAGAGGGGGGAUGCUGUCCCCCCAUGGGGUCCUGUGGCUCUCUAAGCCCCAACUCCUUCUCAUCUCUGUCUGCAGAGCCUUGUUCAAACCCACAGAAAGAAAAACACCUUCUGGGGGCUGUUGUUUUAUCAACCAUGAGUGAGGCGCCGUGCUGUCCCACGGGAGCUGCCUUCCCACGGGAGCCAUGGAGCUGGGGCUCACUCCCAGGGUUAUUCGACUUAAGCAUUCUGGCUCUUUCCUAUCCUUUGCUGCCUCAAAAAGAGCCGGCCCUGCUCGGCUCUGCCCCAAACCCCAUGACCCGGCCCACGCACAUCCCUCUGGACUGGCCUCGUGGUCAGAGCCAGAAGUUCCUGGAACAAUGUUUGGGCUGCUGGGGGCCUGUGGGCUGCCUUCCACCUGAACCCUUGGCCUCUUCAAGACUGGUCGGGAGCCAGCAGGAGGCCAAGUCCCAGUGCUGGCUCCAGAUCCCUCCCACUUUGGACCUACAAGACCUUCAGCUCAGAGAGCAGUUCUGCACUCACCAUACCACACCCGUUCUAAGCCACAGCACGCAGCCGUCACAAGGCCAAGAUCCAGAGAAGUCAGGAAGAAUUCAACAGCUGGCACCAUUGUGAUACUGUUAAGGGAAGGAAGCUACACUCUCGCCCCUGACGUGGCAGCAUGGAGCUGGUCCAGGACACCUCCCGCCCGCCACUGGAGUACAUGAAGGGGAUCCCUCUCAUCAAGUACUUUGCAGAGGGACUGGGGCCGCUGCAGAGCUUCCAAGCCUGGCCCACUGACCUGCUCAUCAGCACCUACCCCAAAUCUGGCACCACCUGGGUAAGCGAGAUCCUGGACCUGAUCUACCAGGGUGGCGACCUGGAGAAGUGUCAAAGAGCCCCCAUCUUCGUCCGGGUGCCCUUCCUUGAGUUCAGGGUCCCUGGGGUUCCCACAGGUGCUGAGCUUCUGGAAGAUACACCAGCCCCACGGCUGAUCAAGACACACUUGCCCCUGGCUCUGCUUCCCCCAACCCUGCUGGAUCAGAAGGUCAAGGUGGUCUACGUUGCCCGCAAUGCAAAGGAUGUGGCCGUCUCCUAUUACCACUUCUACCGCAUGGCCAAGGUGCACCCUGACCCUGGCACCUGGGACAGCUUCCUGGAGAAGUUCAUGGCUGGGGAAGUGUCCUACGGGUCCUGGUACCAGCACGUGCAGGAGUGGUGGGAGCUGAGUCACACCCACCCUGUUCUCUACCUUUUCUAUGAGGACAUAAAGCAGCAAGCAAUCCAAACCUCCACUGAGGAGCCCUCUGCUGCUCCAGAACCCCAAAAGGGAGAUUCAGAAGAUCCUGGAGUUUGUGGGGCGCUCUCUGCCAGAGGAGACUGUGGAUCACAUCGUCCAGCACACGUCUUUCAAGGAGAUGAGGAAGAACCCCAUGACCAACUACAGCACCAUACCCAUCAAAGUCAUGGACCACAGCAUCUCUGCCUUCAUGAGGAAAGGCGUCACUGGGGACUGGAAAUCCACCUUCACUGUGGCCCAGAAUGAGCGCUUUGAAGCCGACUAUGCCGCGAAGAUGGCAGGCUGCAACCUCCACUUCCGCUGGGAGCUGAGUGGUGCUCAUCAGGAUGAGCGUGAAACAAGCCUCAACAAUAAAAUCUGAUGUGUGUUAAACAGAG
Molecule: messenger RNA, 1863 nt
Organism: Balaenoptera acutorostrata (minke whale)
Lineage: Eukaryota; Metazoa; Chordata; Mammalia; Artiodactyla; Balaenopteridae
Product: sulfotransferase 1A1
Exons: 9
Coding region: 869-1732 (287 amino acids)
Biological process (GO): sulfation
Cellular component (GO): cytoplasm
Molecular function (GO): sulfotransferase activity
Source: RefSeq, a predicted model, not a curated record